UAAAAAAUUAAACGCUUAUUUCUGCGGGAAGCUUUUUGGGGCAAAGACGCUGCUGGGUUUCAUUUUUGAGAAAGAAGGAAGAAUAUGAAUCAAAGGUCAGCAGCAAAUCGGAGGCCAUCCGGAACCGACGGCUCUGAUUUCUCCUAUCGCAUGGUCGUCGAUUCCAGAUACACGAAAGUUGCAAAGGCAAAGUCUCGUCUUUCCAAAUUGAUCUUUUCUCAGGUGGUCACUCAAUUGAUGAUAGCAGCUAAUGUAUUUGUUUCAUUAUCAAAGAAGGAGUCUCCCAAUAGAGUUUCCGUUUCUUCCCUUGCAAUUGGCCUCAUCUCUGUUCUGGCAGGGGAACUAGGUCGAAAGAGAAGCCGAUCAAACUUUUUGAAGUUUUAUGUCUUUGGAUCGUCGAUGUCGAUCCUGUUGUCAGUGGCAUAUCUUGCUAUGAACAAUCUCUCAUUGGAGACUUUCCAAAAAAUUUCAAGUUUGGAGACUCUAAAGAUUGCAGCUGUCCUACUAGGAUUUGUGGUACAACUUUUUGUUGUUGGUACAACCAUUUCUCUUAUUAAUAACAUGGCACCUCCCAAGAGGGCUUCUUGAUCAUUACUGUAACUCUGGUGUAUUCUAAAUGUCUUUGACUGAUUAAAGAGGGUUCUUAUAUGCUUCGGCUUCAAUGGAGAUGCUGCUGUAAGUUGCUUUUAUAAAUGCAAUUUCUGAAAGCUUUUCUGAUUUAACAUUAUACAAAUACUACAGGUAAACUUUCUGAAAAGAUUACUAGUCAGUAAAUUUGUGCCUUGUUCUGCCA
Molecule: messenger RNA, 793 nt
Organism: Lycium ferocissimum
Lineage: Eukaryota; Viridiplantae; Streptophyta; Magnoliopsida; Solanales; Solanaceae
Exons: 6
Coding region: 85-588 (167 amino acids)
Biological process (GO): endoplasmic reticulum organization; vesicle-mediated transport
Cellular component (GO): endoplasmic reticulum membrane
Source: RefSeq, a predicted model, not a curated record